CUUGCGUACGCCACUGUCCCAGGUCUAACAACACACUACAGAGCUGAGACAGCGACCACGUUAAACUGUCUCUGAAGUAGACACAGAUGGCCUGAUCCUGACUGAAGAUGGUGAUACUCGAUGUGUUAAUCAUAGGAGCCGGCCCUCAUGCUUUGACCCUGGCUACUUUACUAUCAAACCCCAACCAUGGUCUAAACUCAGACCCUGGUCCUGAUCUCUGGCCCUGCUGCUCAGACUCUCUGAGGCCUCAGAUAAACCCAGAAACAUCCAACAACAAACGCAGCAGCACCAGGAAGAAGAGGAGACACCCUACUGGCCCUACGCUGGAGGAGCGACUAGCAAAGACAAACAUAUCAGAGAGGGUUGCGUCCCCCCCGCUGAAUCUCCUUGUGGUGGAUUCCUACGGCGAGUGGACGACUCUGUGGCAGAGCCAGUUCACAGCUCUGAACAUCCCUCACCUGCGCUCACAUACGCUGGUGCACACGGACCCUCACAGUAAGAAGGCGCUGCAGGAGUUUGCUCUAAAAUCUGACCGAUCGUCUGAGCUUCACAGUCUGCCGGAUCAACUUUACAUUCUGGAUGAAAAUGCUUUUUUCAACGACAUGAGGCUCGGGAAGAAGGAGAAGAGACGUCUGAACAUCACCUCAACAUUGAAGAAAAGUUUAUCCUUCAGUCUGCCAGGAACCAGACUGAGUGUGGAUUUCUUUAAGGAUCAGGUGGAGAGAUACAACUUAGACCAAGUGUUGGUGAAGGGAACAGUGGAGCGAAUCACUCCUGUGACUGAAGACAAGGCAGAGGCUGAAGAGGAGAAUAAAUGGAUAAAAGUGCAGGAGACAGAGGCUGAGGCUGAGACAGUAACUCAAAGGACGAGAGACGGGACAAAGAAGAGGGUGAAAUAUUUCCAAGUCCAACUUCAGGAAGGAACUGUCUUAAAAGCUCGUAGAGUUGUCUUGGCCACAGGUCCUACCCGAGCCCAGAUGGCAAACAUCCCCUCAUGGGUGUCAAACAUCGGAGAGAGCUACCCAGAGGAAAGAUUACAACACACAGUCAACCUCAUGCACCACCUUGCUACCUCUCAGCAGAAAUGUGAAGAUUCAGACUGCCAGACACAGAAAGACGCUUUUCCCACUCCAGAGCUGUGCGUCGUGUGUGAGGCGGGGCAGAGAGUAAUGGUAGUUGGAGGAGGUCUGACCAGCGCUCAUGUCGUCUCGCUUGCUCUGCAGCAGGGUGCCAGCCAUGUGACAUGGGUCAUGAGGAAACACCUGCAGCUGAAGCAGUUUGAUGUGGGUGAUGUGGAGAAUCUGGUGGGUCGUUACUCUCAUGUGGAGCAUGGCAUCAAGAUGGACGGUCAGGCCUACCUGCGACAGUUCUACAAUGAACGGAGUCUACACAAACGGCUGGCUAUGAUCCGCCAGGCAAGAAAAGGAGGAGCCGUCACCCCAGAGGCCUACAUUCAACUACAGCCGUUCAUCCUGAGCGGACAGGUGGAUGUGAAGACAUACUGUCAGGUAGAUGAAGCCAGCUGGUGCUACAGGAGUCAGGCCUGGAGUCUCUCCCUCAGCAACGGGGGACACUGGACUGGAGACAUGAUCUGGCUCGCCACCGGCUGCAAACUUGAUGUCAAACAGGACCCUCUGCUUUCAAAAGUGAUGUGGGAUUUCCCUAUUCAGGUGAUUGAUGGUUGGCCGUGCAUAUCAGAGAGCCUGCAGUGGGCAGAGGAUUGUCCACUUUACCUAAUGGGGCAAUACACCGCUCUGCAGGUUGGACCUCAUGCUGUAAACCUGGCAGGAGGACAGGCUGCCAGCAUGAGGAUAGCAAAGGACAUCAUGCAUUAUCAUCAGCAGCAAAAGGAUUCAGAUGUUUCUGCGUUGGACAGGGAGAAAUCAAAAACUGAGGAAUAUAUUCAACAAAUGCAAGGCCUACUGUGGCUUUAAGUUCAACGUGGAGUCUAAAAAUAAAAUGCAUGUAAGCAGUCAUUUUUUU
Messenger RNA from Cheilinus undulatus (humphead wrasse), 1983 nucleotides. RefSeq lists its product as uncharacterized. Gene Ontology annotation, molecular function: oxidoreductase activity. Lineage: Eukaryota; Metazoa; Chordata; Actinopteri; Labriformes; Labridae. The transcript has 10 exons. The record is from RefSeq and is a predicted model, not a curated record. The coding region runs from base 108 to 1934 and encodes 608 amino acids.